AUGCGAAGACUGUUUCAACUGGCUAUUCGAAGCAGAAAUUUGAAAUUUGGUCUAGCCAGAAGAUACACAUCAACAGAAGCUUCGACUUCUGAAGAGGACGCAACACCGCCAUCUCUUCGACCAGAUUUGAACUUUGAAUUUCUUCUCGAUGAGAAGAAUUUAGAAACAAUCAAAGAGAAUAUUCUUCACAGAAAAGGAGUCGGAGAUAUUGACAGAGUUCAUGAAAAAUGGGCAGUUAUUCAGAAAAUGAUGAAUUCUGGUGAGAAACCAAGUGAUAUCAAUGAGCAGAAGUAUGCCCAACUAUGGAAUGAACUUUACGAUGAAGCGAUUCUGAUUCCAAAUAUGACGAAAGACGGAGUGCCACGUGGGGGAGAGGAGAAUGCAAAGAAAGUAGCUGAAUGGGGAGAAAAACGAGAGGAUGAUUGUCUGACAGCUGAGAAACUUGUACAGACAUGGAGAUCAUUGUUACAUCCAACUGAUGCUUCUGGACAAAGAUCUUAUGUUUUUCUCGGUGCAUUAGCAAGUUUGGAAAAGGCUCUACUAGAUUAUGCUCAUGAAAGAGUGUGUGCUCUUGGAUUUCGCCCGAUUACUGUACCUGAUAUUGUAUCGGGAGAAGUAACACAAGCAUGUGGAGUAAUGCAGAGAAGUGAUCAUCCAAUUCAAUAUACCCUUGGUGGCGAUGAAACACACACUAAACUAUCUGGAACUGCUGAAAUGGGAAUUGCUGCAUUUUUGAGAGGACGAACAUUUCAAGAAGAACAGCUUCCCAUUCGAUUGGUCUCUCUUAGCAGAUGUUUUCGAACAGAGAUCAGUAAAUCAGCUAGUGAAGCAAAGCUUUAUCGUGUUCACGAAUUCAGUAAAGUGGAGAUGUUCGUUGUGAGUACACCAGAACAAAGUGAUGCAGAGUUGGAUUAUUUGGUUGAAGUUCAAAAAGGAACAUUCCAGGCACUUGGAGUUCAUUGCAGACAGCUAGAAAUGCCUUCUGAAGAACUCGGUGCAUCUGCUGCACGAAAGUUUGAUAUCGAAGCAUGGAUGCCUGGAAGAAAGCUGUACGGAGAGGUCUCAUCAGCCAGUAAUUGUACUGAUUUCCAAGCAAGACGGCUCGGAAUCAAAUACAAAUCUGCUGACGGAACAACAAAAUAUGCUCACACAUGCAACGGAACAGCUCUCGCGUCAACAAGAACACUCAUUUCAAUUCUAGAAACAUUCCAAAAUGACAAAAAAGGAAUUGGCGAGCUUCCAGAACCACUUCGAAAACGUAUAAAACAACGUGGAGGUCCACUUCGUUUUCAGCCUGCAAAGUCUCUUGUCUAA
Messenger RNA from Caenorhabditis remanei, 1314 nucleotides. RefSeq lists its product as uncharacterized. Gene Ontology annotation, molecular function: serine-tRNA ligase activity; tRNA binding; ATP binding. The record is from RefSeq and is a predicted model, not a curated record. Lineage: Eukaryota; Metazoa; Nematoda; Chromadorea; Rhabditida; Rhabditidae. Gene Ontology annotation, biological process: mitochondrial seryl-tRNA aminoacylation. The transcript is spliced from 4 exons. The coding region runs from base 1 to 1314 and encodes 437 amino acids. Gene Ontology annotation, cellular component: mitochondrion.